Molecule: messenger RNA, 1313 nt
Organism: Myxocyprinus asiaticus (Chinese sucker)
Lineage: Eukaryota; Metazoa; Chordata; Actinopteri; Cypriniformes; Catostomidae
Product: ras-related protein Rab-31-like
Exons: 3
Coding region: 1-390 (129 amino acids)
Molecular function (GO): GTP binding; GTPase activity
Source: RefSeq, a predicted model, not a curated record
AUGAAAGAGCAACAUCUGAGCAAUAAAUUGUUUUCCUAUUUCCUGCACAACUCUUUCCAGACAUUAAAGAAGUGGGUGAAGGAGCUAAAAGAACACGGGCCAGAGGAUAUAGUCAUGGCUAUAGCAGGAAAUAAGAACGACCUGGGCGACACCAGGGAAGUUCCAGCUAAGGAGGCAAAAGAUUUUGCCAAGUUGAUUGCUGCCAUAUUCAUGGAGACCAGUGCCAGAAAUGCAGUAAAUAUAGAAGAACUCUUCCAGAAAAAUCAUUCUCUCAUCUCUCUUUGUCCUGCAGGUCGACAGAUUCCUCCUCUGGAGAGUGAAGAUGCAGACAGCAAUGAGUCCUUCAAACUGAUGCGACAGCCCCCUCCCUCCACCAAAUGCUGCUGUUAGACACCCGUCCCCACUCGAUCACAUCUGCAAGUCACUACAAACACUUUAGAACCAGCUAGAUCAACAGCACUAGUGCACUGAGUAUCAGGAAUCCACAUAUUCAAAACCAUCUGUUAGACUGCCUUUGUAAGCAGUGUGCGAACAACGUCAGUACUUAUUUAUGUUUUGUUUUUAUACCGUCCGAUUCUGAUCCUAACAGAAACUGCUUGAGCAUACUGUUGCUAUGGCAACCUUCUCAUGGCGAACUUGAUGUCUUGUGUAGUGUGUUUAUUUGGUGCCACGUGAAAAUGUGCGUUAUACCAACUUGUAGUCUAACCUUUGUGGUUACUGUUGAAAAUGCCAUUAAAAUGUUCCUUGUGUACUAUGUAGCAUUAAAACUACUUGGUAUAGGCAUCAGUACUUCUUAAGUCCACCAGUCUUUCAUUUUUAUUUACUUUUGGGGGUUCAAACCUUAAUUGGGGGGCGGGAGCCAGCCAUAACGCCGUAUAAUUUACACCCUGAUUAUAAGUGCAUUACUGUAAACAAGAUUCCUUAGACUUGUCUAUAUAAGUUCAGGAAUGACUUUUAAAAUGAUUGUCUGUGGUAUUUGACUGCAUACUACACACCUGGUAAAUAGAUAUUAGGUUGAAAUAUGCUUUUAAGAUGACAUUUACACAGUAAAUGGGCAAUUCCAUGAAAAUGUCAAAGAUACCAUGGAAAAAUGGCGAUUUCAAUCUUAUUUCAAUUUAUCACGCAGCCUUGAUGGUAUUAUAACGUAAUAUAAUAUGUCUCAGAGUGUCGAAGUCUGCAGAAUUUAGUAAGUGCUGCUUUCACUAAUGUCACGUCCGUAACAAAGAGAUGUCAUGUCCGUAACACCAGUUUUUCCCCAUUUAUGUGAAAUUGGAAAUUAAUAAAAAAUAAAUAUUAUAUGUUCUUAGGAGUGC